AUGUCUGACGAACUUCCAAUUCUUCGUCCCCGCCCUCAAAGGGUGUUCAACCUCACCGACUCGUCCGAAUCGUCCACCCCCCCGGAGCCAGCGAAUUCCGAUACGCUGAAUCCCAAAGAAUCUGGCUCAGCCAGCAUUAGUCGGAAUGUGUCCAUUAUGAACUUGACAUCGCCAACAUUGUUUGGGAUUUACUCUCCGACAGCCUUCGAGAGCACUCGUGAUGAAUACAGUCCAUGGGGAACGGAGGCCCAUACCCCCAACCCAGAGAGUCGAAAGGUGCAACCCACAUCCACUAGAUCAGAGUCCGCUGCAGUUCGUCGAACUCGAACCCGACUCAGCCAUGGAUUAUUCCGCGGCGUGAUUCUGCCUCAGGCGCUCAAGAGCGCCCUGCUACUCGGCUUCGGUGUUAUCUACGGUAUUAUCACGAUUCAUUUGCACGAAAACCACUGGAUCACGCCAGUGAAGCUCGAAUACACCCAUUUUUACGGAUCAUGGCAAUACCUGGGAUUUUGGGGCAUUAUAGGAGUCACCCUAGGGAAUUUGCUCCCGUGGCUGGACUCCUUCCUGGAAAAGGCGGCAGCCAAAAGUGCGAAGGAAGACAAGCGACCGAGUUCCGAGCAGGACGCUACGGAACUUAACCUUUCGUGGGCCUCGGUGGUUCGCAGUGUUGGAGCCUUUGUUGGAAUCGCAUUUGCCAUGCGUCGAACUCCCUGGGAAUCCACUACUCAAGCCUCUGCUACGCUGGCUCUCGUCAAUCCCGUGCUUUGGUAUCUGAUUGAUCGCACCAAGACGGGCUUUCUCCUGUCCACCAUUCUCGGUGUUGGAGGAAUGGGUCUCUUGCUAGGCCUUAAGCCCGACUUGAUCCCUCCCUCGACAGAGCCUGUGGCUUCCACCAUGCCUUUCCUCAACGGCACCGGACUGGAAUCUACAUUCGGAGCAGGGGUCACACAAGAGAGCCUGGCGGUACGGAUAUGGGUUGCCAGUGUCCUCUUUUGUGCAUGUGUAUGCUUUGGAAACAUUGGCAGGCAGCUUGCCAUUGGAGGUCGAGAACCCCUGAAGUCGUGA
This is a messenger RNA of Aspergillus ochraceoroseus IBT 24754, 1065 nucleotides long. RefSeq names its product INSIG family protein. The record is from RefSeq and is a predicted model, not a curated record. Lineage: Eukaryota; Fungi; Ascomycota; Eurotiomycetes; Eurotiales; Aspergillaceae. Gene Ontology annotation, cellular component: endoplasmic reticulum. Gene Ontology annotation, biological process: sterol biosynthetic process. Bases 1 to 1065 code for a protein of 354 amino acids. The transcript has 2 exons.